GAAUGCCUGUCGAGUCAAGCGGUGCCUGCUUUCUUGGUAGAGCUUGAAAUUCGAAGAAGAACAGGCGAUGACGACAGAACAAAUUCAAGCAAUCAAAGCAUAAGUUGUUAGGUAUGCGUGGAAUAUGCGCAGCUGCGUUCAGUGCAAACCUUUAAAUCUUUAAGCAAGUUUAAACAAUUUCUUACUGCCUUACAAUCGAAUUACUCCACACAGGGCUGGGCUUUUUCCAUCAAGCUAUUGGGUCGAUUAUCAGCUGGACAACUUUAGUGAUAAUUCUGUCCUUAAGAUGGUUAGCAUCUCCAAAGCUGAGCCUUUUGAAUACAUGGCGGCGUCAAAUGCCGUUUGAGCAAGCCAAACGAUUCCAUGGUAUUUGCAAACUACAGAAAAUGAAACGCCAUGUUCGAGACUCUGAGGGCCAGUAUUUUCGAACUCAGAGCACCGUUACUCAAACAAAGAGUCGUAUUUGGCCAUCAGGGAACAUUAGACUAGGGAUAAGCAACAUACGCUCACUUUCCUGCCCUAUUUGAGCGAAAGAACAAAAGGUAAGGCGUACACGCGUGAAGCGAUGUCGCCUAGAUGUUUUUUUUUCUGGCCGCAACGUUGUCAAGAUUUGCGUGCCGCGUUCCAACCUGUGGAUUAUGACUUUCACUAGUGCUCGCACUAUCUGGCCUGUAAGUAGGGAGAGUUAGUUGAAUGGUUGGUUACAUUCGCGUGAUAUAUGUGCUAAAGGAAUCUCAAGUAGAGAGCUUUUCGUCGCAACAAAUUAAGCGGAUAGUGUUUACAAAUGUCUGAAAGUAGGCUCAGCCCGCAAACAAUUCUUUGGGGUGCAAGCGACAUCAGUGAAUGCAAAACAGAUCUCGCUCAAGGUGGACUACACGUAUGAUUGGCUCGUACCUCUACAGAAAUGACAAGGUAAUAAAGGCUCUCGGUUUGACAACUCAGAGACUCCAUUUUUGAGCAUUAAUUGAUUCAGACUCUGAGAAUCAUAACCAUAACUUCCCGCGGAACUACCUGACAGCAAAUGUAGUCAUUCUGACGUCCAGGUCUGAACAAGGUUGUAUCAUCUGCGACACUAGAAUCAUAUCGCACACACUGACUUUAUAUUCGUUGUUUUAUACUCUGGAGUGGUAGCGCAUUUUGCGGCACAUCGUCAAAAUCAAAAAUCGUUCGCCUGGACGGCUUCGCCAGGUGCUGAUGUUAAACCCCUGAAGGUUCAACCAGACGUCACGAAACAUUUAAAAUAUCUACAGAGCUGA
This is a messenger RNA of Plasmopara halstedii, 1256 nucleotides long. RefSeq lists its product as uncharacterized. The transcript has a single exon. Lineage: Eukaryota; Oomycota; Peronosporomycetes; Peronosporales; Peronosporaceae. The record is from RefSeq and is a predicted model, not a curated record. The coding region runs from base 336 to 527 and encodes 63 amino acids.